Salvia splendens (bonfire salvia) is the source of this 685-nucleotide messenger RNA. Its product is annotated as SUMO-conjugating enzyme SCE1. The coding region runs from base 69 to 557 and encodes 162 amino acids. The record is from RefSeq and is a predicted model, not a curated record. NCBI's taxonomy places the organism in Eukaryota, Viridiplantae, Streptophyta, Magnoliopsida, Lamiales, Lamiaceae. The transcript is spliced from 6 exons.
AUUAGAAUUAAAGAAUUAGGAUAAAAUAAAAAAAAAAAUAAAAAAAAGAGGAAAUUCGAAAGAUCAAUAUGUCGGGAGGCAUAACGCUAGGUCGCCUCACCGAGGUGAGAAAGGCAUGGCGCAAGAAUCACCCACAUGGUUUUCUUGAUGGUGUGGCAUUGCUUAAAACCUGGAUUAGUGCGAGGUUUGCAGAAUUUGAGUUCAUGCUUCAAUAUUUUGUUUGGCAGACGGAUUGGGAGGGCGGCUUUUAUCCUCUCACGAUGCAUUUCAGCGAAGACUAUCCCAGCAAACUGCCCAAGUGCAAGUUCCCUCCGAAUUUCUUUCACCCUAAUAUAUACCCGUCCGGGACAGUAUGUUUGUCAAUCCUCAGUGAGGACAGUGGUUGGAGACCUGCCAUCUCGGUGAAGCAAGUUCUAAUUGGCAUUCAGGACUUACUAGACCAGCCUAAUCCAAGCGAUCCUGCUCAAACCGAUGGCUAUCAGCUUUAUAUGCAGCAACCUGAAGAGUACAAGAGACGGGUUCGCCAACAGGCCAAGCAGUAUCCGUCUCCCGUCUAGGGUUAGGUUUCUCUUUAAUUGUUUUAAAUCGAAUGUCAUGAAAAAAAUACUCUUCUACAGGAAAAGCAAGAACUAAAUAUCUUUAAUUUCUUUUUCUUAAUGAAAAUUUUCAGUAUUUUUACAUUUUA